CGGGUUAACAGAGUUUAUACAUUUUCUCCCGAAAGAAACUACCAAUAUGCAAACAACGCCGACUACCCUUAUGGCAAUGCUUCUAGUAUUUACCGUAGUCGUGUGUACGUGUAUCAGUGUGCCAAUACAUGGGCAAAGAAGACAUCUAGAUAGCGACAGAUACACCAACAGUGAAGAUGCCAGUAAUGAUGACGAUCAGAAUGAAAGUGGUGAUGUAGAAUACUUAGCAAAGCAUUUAUUAGAGAAAAUUCAAGAGAAUAAAGCAGAAGACGACAAAAGAGGAAAAGUAAAUAGAAGAUAUAAAGCCCUGCCCGAUUCCGCUUUUGGGGUUCGUGCUUGGAAUGAAGCGCGACCUCUACCGGACAGUGAUUUUAUGGUUAUAUAGCUGAGUAAAAUGUGAAUGAUUAAAAUUGAGCUUGAUGUGGAAUUGAAUUAAAUAACUUAUGAUAGUUCUAAUUAUAAAUAUAUAACGUAAAUGAUUCCAGUGAAAUGAAAUCCCAAUUAAUUUUUUCAUGCAGUUUAUUCUGUGGAACCGGCAUUUAAGAGAGAAAUACACUAAUGAAAUAGUUCCUAUAUUAUACAAAUGACAACUAGAUGAUUACUAAAUAUGCUUCGCUGAAUUUCAUAAAACUAUACAUUUUUCAUCAUAUAAAAUGAUACCACUCAUAUAAAUAUUUUAAAAUUAAAUUAAUAAACAAAUAUUAUAACAUAUGCCCGAUUUGGAUACAUUACGUGGAACAUAGAUCAAAUUGCUG
This is a messenger RNA of Saccoglossus kowalevskii, 755 nucleotides long. RefSeq lists its product as uncharacterized. Lineage: Eukaryota; Metazoa; Hemichordata; Enteropneusta; Harrimaniidae. The record is from RefSeq and is a predicted model, not a curated record.